GAGAAAAGGCAGGGACCAGAAUAUAUACACAUAUAUUCUAAGUUAAGGGAGAAAGAUUGAGAAUUGAAGUUGAUGAAACAGUCUUUAAUUUCCUUUUCUGCAGCACAGAAACCGAAGCUUCUCUUUCCCACAAUUCUUUACCUACUCUUUGCGGAAAGACAUAUAGUGUCUCUCACUCUUCAUUCCUACCAUAAUUGAUAAAGUAAACUAGCAAUGGAGUUCGAUUUGGAGAAUCCAUUGACUAGUUCCUCAACAGAACAGCAACCAGAGACAGUAAUCCCAGAUCUCUUCUCCUCUGAAUCUGAUCACUUGCCUUCACUCGUCGUCUCACAAACCAGUGACUUUCAUAUCUGCUUUCGUCGGGAAGCCAUAUCUCUUGCUCUUCGGGCACAAUAUUCCUGCGACUUGGACCCGCUCAUAACCUACCUUGCUGUGAAUUAUAUUGAUCGAUUCAUGUCCAAGAAAGAAAUUCAGCAAGGAAAGCCAUGGGUUUUGAAUCUUCUGGUUAUAUCUUGCCUUUCUCUUGCUGCGAAGAUAAAGAACACAGAUUUCUCUGCAUCUGAUUUUCAGAGAGAACAAGUUUUCAUCUUUGACAGACAGACGAUUAAUCGAAUGGAGCUUCUCAUUUUGAAUGCUCUGGGUUGGCGGAUGAGGUCGAUUACACCAUUUUCAUUUCUGUGCUUCUUCAUUUCUCUAAUGGAACCCAAAGACCCACCAUUGAAACAAGCUCUCAAAGACCGAGCUUCAGGGUUCAUCUUCAAAGCUCAACAUGAAAUCAAGCUGUUAGAAUUCAAGCCAUCGAUAAUCGCAGCAUCAGCACUUAUCUUGGCAUCUCAUGAGCUACUCCCAAUGCAAUAUUCCUCAUUCAAGACUUCAAUUUUGUCGUGUCAAUAUGUGAACAGAGAAAAGCUGUUGGCGUGCUCCAAUGCAAUGCAAGAGAUGGUGAUGGGAGACGGGUAUGAGUCAGUGUCAAGCACAAGAACCCCAUUGAGCGUGCUGGAUCAGCAUUACAACAAAUCUGUGACUGACAACAGCAGCAGCACCACCACCAUUACCAGUGUUGGUAUGAGUAUGACGCCAGGGAAGAGAGAGAUCAAGCGGCGUAAGUUCAAUAACCAUUUCAAUGAAAACAAGGUCGGAUUUUCGCAGAGAUAUUGCUCAGACAGAGACAUUGGUCCAGACACCCUUAUCAAACAGAGGAGUGAGUGAGUAAGCAAGUAGCAAAUGGACGGCUCUGAUUCUAAGGCUUACACAUCAAAUACCAAAAAAAAGAACCCAAAAAGAAAAAAUAGAAAUGAAGAAAAGGGUGUUUUUAUUUUAUUUUUUUUUAUUUGAGGGGUUGGAUGAGAUGUAGUAUUGUCUCUGUCUGUGUCAUUGUUUCCUGGGGGAACUGGUGUCUGUCUCCUGCUCGGUAGUUGCAAUUGUGUGUUCAUAAAUUGUAAUUUUGAUUAUGAGAAGACAAGAAUCUAAAGGUUUCAACAAUUCUUGGGGUCAGCAGAAGAA
Messenger RNA from Tripterygium wilfordii, 1503 nucleotides. RefSeq names its product putative cyclin-D6-1. Gene Ontology annotation, molecular function: cyclin-dependent protein serine/threonine kinase regulator activity. NCBI's taxonomy places the organism in Eukaryota, Viridiplantae, Streptophyta, Magnoliopsida, Celastrales, Celastraceae. Gene Ontology annotation, cellular component: nucleus; cyclin-dependent protein kinase holoenzyme complex; cytoplasm. The record is from RefSeq and is a predicted model, not a curated record. Gene Ontology annotation, biological process: mitotic cell cycle phase transition; regulation of cyclin-dependent protein serine/threonine kinase activity. The transcript has 6 exons. Bases 214 to 1209 code for a protein of 331 amino acids.